GUUCUAUGCGAAUUUGAAACGGAGACAAAUACAACGAUGGAUGAAUUCCCACUAAAAAUGCUCAGCAGCGACGCAGCUCCACAACAAUCCUCUGCCGCCAACAAUGGCGGCUUCGACUGCAACAUCUGCCUGGACUUCGCAGUGGAUCCAGUGGUCACCCUCUGCGGCCAUCUCUACUGCUGGCCGUGCAUCUACAAAUGGCUACAUAUGGAAGGUAGAAUUCCUCCCCAGUCUUGCCCGGUAUGCAAGGCCGCCCUCUCCGACGACUCCCUCGUGCCUCUCUACGGCCGCGGCAGGCCGGCCAAAAGGCAACAUCAAGCCCUGGCGAUCCCUCGCCGGCCCCCCAACCACCAACGUCACCGUCACCUCCACCCUCAUCUUGGCCACGGAGAUGAGCUCUUGUCUUCAUCAUUGCCGCCGCCGCGCAUGGUGAGCUCGGCCACCGUGGGUGUGCUUGGGGAAAUGGUGGUUGCGGUGCUGCCGUGGGUGUUUCGAAAUCAUCCGGUGGGGGCGGGGAUGGCCGGAGGAUUGUACUAUUCGAGCCCCUAUCAACAAGCAGUUGGAGGGGGUCUGAGGCUGAGAAGAGAGGAGAUGCAGGUGGAGAGAUGGUUGAAUCAGAUAUGGAUGUUUGUCUUCUGUUGUGCCAUCUUCUGCUUUCUGUUGUUCUGAUAUGAAAGAAAAAGAUGAAAUAAUUUUUUUUUUUUUUUAAUAGGAGGGGUUUGUAUAUAA
Molecule: messenger RNA, 729 nt
Organism: Dendrobium catenatum
Lineage: Eukaryota; Viridiplantae; Streptophyta; Magnoliopsida; Asparagales; Orchidaceae
Product: E3 ubiquitin-protein ligase RMA1H1
Exons: 2
Coding region: 37-669 (210 amino acids)
Biological process (GO): ubiquitin-dependent protein catabolic process
Cellular component (GO): endoplasmic reticulum
Molecular function (GO): metal ion binding; ubiquitin protein ligase activity; ubiquitin-like protein conjugating enzyme binding
Source: RefSeq, a predicted model, not a curated record